AAAAAGGCGCGCAAAAGCUGUUGCUGUGUUCCCUUUGAUUCUCGUUCUGCAUCGACCCUCCUCACUCUUCACUAAUCUUUUUCACCCACUCAAGACAAUAGCAUUGGAUUCCGCACCGCAACUCUCUCUCUCUCUCUCUCUCUGCAAUUUUUCGCUGAAAGCAAAACGGCAAUGGCGAGCCCCACGCAGGACAUGAUCGACACGUACAUGAGCAUCACCGGCGCCUCUCACUCACUCGCGCUGCGAAAGCUUGAAGAAUAUGGAGGCAAUCUCAAUGAAGCCGUGAAUGCACAUUUUAGUGGUGGAGAUAGAGACUUUACAAAUCCGGGGUCAGCUGCUACCCCACAAUACAAUUUCACUCAUAUGACUGGUCAGAAUCAAGUUGCACCUCAUGCUGUCCCCCCCCCAUACAAUUUCCCUCAUAUGAGUUCGCAGAAUCAAGUUGCACCACAAGGAGUUGUACCACUUCUCUCUGCUGCUAGGAGUUUCAGGCCAUCAUUACUAUUUGAUCCUAGUUACAGUAGGGAUCUCCUUAACCGGAUCGGUUCUGCAUUUACUGGUCGUGCACCAGUAAGUUCACAUCCAGGAGUUGUGGGGGGGUUUCCUGUAGAUUUAAACAGAGGGAAUGAUUAUCCUCAUCUCUCAGGACAGAGGCCUACCAUUCAGGACAUGACAGGAAAUCCACAUGGCAAUGAUGUGGAGGAAGAAAUGAUUCGAGCUGCUAUUGAGGCUUCAAAACGAGAGGCUGAAGUGGCUUAUCUGAAUACGCAAACCAGGGCUCUCAAUGUUUCUCCUGUUAAUGGACUUCCAGGAAAUCAAACUCACCAAGAUGAUGAUGAUGAUUUCGAUCGUGCACUUUCAUUGUCCCUGAAGACAGCAGAACAAGAGAAAGCGAUACGUGAGGAGAAAGGGAAAGACAGGAAUCCUGAACUGGCAUGGAAGCGAGGAAGGUCAUUGCACCAAAAUGGAGCUGAAUUUGUAGAACAGAAACAAGUGAGUCAAGAGUUGAAGCGUGAUGCUGGUAAAAAUCUUCAGCUGGGUAGCCUGGACAUUCAUUGUGAAGAGUUAGGCAGCAUUUCUUCCAAAGAGCUUGACGAAGCAAUAAUGCUUGAGACUGCACUUUUUGGCAAAUCUUCAUAUGCAAAUAAUUUGCCAAGUCGUCCAAAUAUAAAUUUGGGUCCUAAUACGCAGCCUGUACAUGGCCCCUCAUCAUCUGCUCCAACAACAAGACAAUUGCUAAGACAACAACAGGAUGAUGAGUAUCUUGCAUCCAUCUUGGCUGAUAAAGAAAAGGAAAUGCAUGGUGUCAAUGAUCCUGGAACUUGUCACUUAAAGGGAGUCAAAUCUGACAACAAAAAGAUCGAUACAUUGGAAGGUGAGCGAAUGCUAGCUGCAAAAAGUGCUUCACUUCCUUGCGAACCAGCAUCAGAUGAUGAGAAUGCUGUGACUCUUCUGGUUAAGGUGCCAAAUGGCAGCCGCCUUAGCCGCCGCUUUCACAAAUUUAACAAGCUUCAGAUUCUUUUUGACUUCAUAGAUGUUGGUGGAGUGGUGAAGCCUGGAACUUACAGAGUGGUGAGGUCAUAUCCUCGGCGUGCGUUUACUCUUGAUGACAGCUUAUUAACAUUGAGCGAAGUUGGACUGACGAAUAAACAAGAAGCCUUGUUUCUGGAAUUGAUUUAGAUUAUAGAGCUCUCUUCCUUGUAAGUUUCGUGUCUGAUCAUACAACUUGACACAAGAUGAAAAGGUUGAUAGUGUAAGUCUAGUCUACAGUUGAUUCUUUUUUGCUAGGGAACUAAGGUACAUGACCUGGGCUUGGAACCUAGCUCAUGCCUUUGGAAGGUAGUGGAUGUUAAAUCUGGCUGAUCCUAACGUUGCUGGAAACCAAUUCUCAUGGGAGGUUAAAAUUUCAAAAUCCCUGCUGUAUGACGACAAACCUCGCAAACUAAACGAAACUAACAUGUUUUUAUCAGGAUAGCUGCCCUUUGUAUAUACUCUAAGUUCUGCUUUUCGCACGUCUUACAGGAUUAAACUCGCAUAAAACGAGUUAUACAACCUGUUCUAUUAAAGUCAAGUAGAUGAGCAGUUCUAUAUGUCAUUGUUCAUCUUGUGGUGUGUUUUGCUGGUGAACUUCGUUUCUGGUACAUGAAUGAGAACAUGUUUUGUGGCA
This is a messenger RNA of Prunus mume (Japanese apricot), 2167 nucleotides long. Its product is annotated as UBX domain-containing protein. Gene Ontology annotation, molecular function: ubiquitin binding. The record is from RefSeq and is a predicted model, not a curated record. Lineage: Eukaryota; Viridiplantae; Streptophyta; Magnoliopsida; Rosales; Rosaceae.